AUGAGGCUAAUGUGCACCUUUGCUUAUGUCGCUUGUGUUGUCGUCGUUUACUGCCUAGGGGCUGCCCCGUGGUUUGAGUGUCAUUGGUUUCGGGGAUUGUUUUCUGUUAACUUCUUUAGUAGGGGUGGCCACUUGGACGUACCCAUGGCAGCCAAGCGAUGUGCAUGGGAGACAAAGAACGAUGCUUGUGGGAUCACCUUGUCAGAUCCAGGUGAGUUGUCUCUUGUUACUGGGGCGCCUUGCGCGGGAAUGGCUUCUAUUCCUGCAGCCCAGAUCAAUAAGAUGUCUGAAGGCUUUGCUUUCGUGAACUUCGCUAGGUUGCAGGAAAUCGCAGCGAUCCGCACCAGCAGACCAUGUGCCGUCAUACUGAAAGGGUUCAUCUCACAGAAGAUUACCGCCCUCGGGAUCGCGUCAAACAGAGUUCAACAAGUUGUCCUCUCUUUGUGGGAUGGCACCGCUUCACUACUAGAAGCCCGGGCAGUUUCGUUGGUGAACCUUGCAGUGGAUGAACUGGACUUUAUCAGCAAAACCCAUAGUGUCCAUGAGCUUGAGCUGAGCGAUGAGUUUAAGCUGCCACUGUUGUUUGAGAUGCGCAAACAGGAGGCAGCGCCUUCCGAUUGGAAGGCAUAUGGAACAAUCGCAGCUUUUAGCGUUUAUGUUGAGUCCUUGCUGAAGUCCUUGGGCUUCCUAGACCAGUCCGUGUUGCACAAAGCCAUUGCGAAAGAAGAGUACUUGGUGCGCAGAGUUCAAGUUCCGAGUCAUGCUCGAGACAAAGUGUACUGUCGCUCAGGCGCUUGUUCCAUUCAAUGUCGUGCAAUUCGGGGCCCGCGGGAUCCGCGUGAAGCUGGGCUGGAAGUUAUGAGGGUGCAUGGUGAGCGCAAUCUCGCUGAAUUCUUCAAGGUCGGUGAAGCUAUUGAGGGGCACCUGGGCGUCUUCGCUUCUCAGGGAGCAACGUAUGCCAAAGUCGCAGAUGACCAUUUAGCAGCUGCUCGAGAGCAUUGGUUCCCAGGAGAUGAGAGAUUCAACAAAGACAAUUCCGCCGUCAAGUGUUCCAAGAUGUUCCGGCUGCAAGGGCUGCCCUCCGGGUCUUCUAUGAAGGAGGUCAUUGCCGCCGCAAAGUCGCUUGAGUGGAAUGUUGUGCCCAUUCGAAUCUUUCACUAUCAGGAGCUUGCAUCAGCCAUUGUGGCAGCAGCGGAUGUGCCAAAACAGAUUCGCGUUGCCACUAGUCUAGGCACCCUUCUCGUCACCGAAGAGGAGCGGCAGCCGCGGAAAAACAGCAAGAAGGAUUCCUCACAAAUUGAGUCGCGUGGAGAUUCUUCGACGCCAUUGUCUUCGACAUCGUCAGGGUCAACUGCAGUUCGGGCUCUCAAUUUCGCCGCAGUUCGUACAGGUCCUUCCUUGUUGCCGCCGCCGGAUACAGUCAUUCAUGGCAGAGUGGAUGUACUCGAAAAACAAUUGGGACAAGCAGUCAAGGACAUUGAAGCAUUGCGCAGCGACCAAGUUGACACCAAGCAGCAGUUGAGGGAGCUGAAGAGCUCUCAAGAUGUUGGCUUUAGAGAUCUCCUUGCAGCAAUCAGUGAGCUGAAGUCCAGUAGUCUUGCUGUGCACGGUUCCCCAUCUCAUCCGGUUUCGCCGCCGACGAAGCAGCAGCGAGUUUAA
Molecule: messenger RNA, 1659 nt
Organism: Symbiodinium natans
Lineage: Eukaryota; Dinophyceae; Suessiales; Symbiodiniaceae
Source: the annotation of a GenBank genome assembly